This is a messenger RNA of Eptesicus fuscus (big brown bat), 2047 nucleotides long. RefSeq names its product cap binding complex dependent translation initiation factor (gene CTIF). Gene Ontology annotation, molecular function: RNA binding; protein binding; translation activator activity. NCBI's taxonomy places the organism in Eukaryota, Metazoa, Chordata, Mammalia, Chiroptera, Vespertilionidae. Gene Ontology annotation, cellular component: cytosol. Gene Ontology annotation, biological process: regulation of translational initiation. The record is from RefSeq and is a predicted model, not a curated record. The transcript has 13 exons. The coding region runs from base 197 to 2047 and encodes 616 amino acids.
CCCUUCUUGGCUGGGUGUCCGCGCCCGGGAGCCCAAAUCCCUCCGCUGCCCGGACGCGCGGAACUCGCGGCUGGAGUCGGCUCGCGGGAGCCUCCUCCCUCCCUUCCCCUUCCCUGCCCCCUUCCCCCACCCCCGAUCCGGCUCGGAGCGGCGGCCAGAGGAACCCCGAGCCUUGACCCAGGCCCGCGCUGGAGGGAUGGAGAACUCCUCGGCAGCUUCUGCCUCCUCCGAGGCUGGGAGCAGCCGCUCCCAGGAGAUUGAGGAGCUCGAGCGGUUCAUCGACAGCUACGUGCUCGAGUACCAGGUGCAGGGGCUGCUGGCAGACAAGACGGAGGGUGACGGUGAGAGCGAGAAAACGCAGUCCCACAUCUCCCAGGAGGAAGCACUCAAUGGUGGACCACCCAUGAAAGUCUUAACAGAAGAAUGGACAGCGGACUGCAGCCGGCAGCUGGACAGCAGCUGUCCCUUCUCCCGAGGGCGAGCCCCCCCGCAGCAGAACGGCAGCAAGGAUAACUCUCUGGACAUGCUGGGCACAGACAUCUGGGCUGCCAACACCUUCGACUCCUUCAGUGGUGCCACCUGGGACCUGCAGCCUGAAAAGCUGGACUUCACCCAGUUCCACCGGAGGCUCCGACACACGCCCAAGCAGCCCCUGGCACACAUCGACCGUGAAGGGUGUGGAAAAGGGAAGCUGGAAGAUGGGGAUGGGAUCAACCUGAAUGACAUCGAGAAGGUCCUCCCAGCCUGGCAGGGCUACCACCCGAUGCCCCAUGAAGUGGAGAUUGCGCACACGAAGAAGCUGUUCCGGAGGAGAAGAAAUGACCGAAGACGGCAGCAAAGGCCUCCGGGAGGGAGCAAGCCCCAACAGCACGGCGACCACCAGCCGGGCAGUGCCAAACACAGCAGGGACCAUCAGAAGUCCUACCCGGGCGGCUCGGCGCCCCACCCCUCAGGGAGGCCCACCCAUCACGGCUACAGCCAGAACCGGCGCUGGCACCACGGCAACAUGAAGCACCCGCCCGGCGACAAGGGAGAGGCAGGCACCCACCGCAGUGCUAAAGACACCGUGACCGUGGACAGCCCCAAGCUUGAGGACGCCCUGGGGGACACCGGGCACAGUGGCCUGGAGUCCCCCCACAGCCCCGAUGGCCCGGCCCCAGCGGCUUCUGAGAGGCUGCCCCCGCAGCAGCCGGGAGCCCCGGAGGCCGAGGCAAAGCGUCCAGACAGUGUUACCCCCGAGCGCGUCGGGGAGCGGCCCAGAGUCACCCUGCUCCCGUCUUCCAAAGACAGGCUGCGGCGGAGGCUGAAGGAAAAGGGACCGGACGAGGUGGCCGUGGAGCCCCCCACCCCACAGCAGAACAAGAUGGACAAGCUGAUUGAGAUCCUGAACAGCAUGCGCAACAACAGCAGCGACGUGGACGCCAAGCUCAGCACCUUCAUGGAGGAGGCCCAGAACUCGACCAACUCCGAGGAGAUGCUGGGCGAGAUCGUGCGGACCAUCUACCACAAGGCCGUGUCCGACCGCAGCUUCGCCUUCACGGCCGCCAAGCUCUGCGACAAGAUGGCGCUCUUCAUGGUGGAGGGGACCAAGUUCCGCAGCCUGCUGCUCAACAUGCUCCAGAAGGACUUCACGGUGCGGGAGGCGCUGCAGCAGCAGGACGUGGAGCGCUGGCUGGGCUUCAUCACCUUCCUGUGCGAGGUGUUCGGCACCAUGCGCAGCAGCACGGGCGAGCCCUUCCGCGUGCUCGUCUGCCCCAUCUACACCUGCCUCCGCGAGCUCCUGCAGUCCCAGGACGUGAAGGAGGACGCCGUGCUGUGCUGCUCCAUGGAGCUGCAGAGCACGGGCCGGCUGCUGGAGGAGCAGCUGCCCGAGAUGAUGACCGAGCUCCUGGCCAGUGCCCGAGACAAGAUGCUGUGCCCCUCGGAGUCGAUGCUGACCCGGUCGCUGCUCCUGGAGGUCAUCGAGCUCCACGCCAACAGCUGGAACCCCCUGACGCCCCCCAUCACGCAGUACUACAACAGAACCAUCCAGAAACUGACAGCCUGA